UGUGUCAUUAAAACUAAAAUUUGUCGAGACGUUUCGUACAUAAAUAAACAAAACUCUUGGUCAUUACAAUCCCAAAUUGACACCAAUUUAUUCCAAUAUUCACGUAAUAGUCUGUCAGUACGUCAAUUUAGGUUCCAAUUGCGAAUUCUCCCGGCGUUUUCGACUGAUAUGUGCGACGGGUGAAGUUUAUAAUGGCUCCUGUGUUUAAGAAUGAUGUAGUAAAUAGAUUGCUUAACGUGAGGCUUGACGAUGGGGGUAAUGGGGACGAGGUGCCGCCGCAGAACAUGCUGCCUUCUAACCAGCAGGCGAGGCAAGGGAGCAACGCGCCUGACGACGAAAGCGGGCCAUCUUGCGAACCGAUCGCGUCGUCGUCUACAAUCGAGAAUCUUCAACCUACGAACAGCAGCGGCGGCCGAUUACACAACUGGCAAGCGACCAAAACGACCGUUAAGGAACGCCUGUCCUUUCUCUUCAACAACGAAGUACUGUGCGACGUCCAUUUUAUUGUGGGUAGAGAGGCGAACCAGCAAGUGAUACCCGCGCACAAAUUCGUCCUUUCCGUCGGCAGUGCGGUCUUCGAUGUGAUGUUUAAUGGCGUCCUAGCGACCAAAUCUGACGAAGUAGAGCUACCCGAUGUGGAGCCGGCGGCGUUUCUUCAUUUACUUAAGUUCCUAUACUCCGAUGAAGUUCGAAUCGGACCGGAGAGUGUAAUGACAACUCUGUACACUGCUAAGAAGUAUGCGGUGGCCGCUUUAGAGGAGCAUUGUGUGGAUUUUCUUAAGAGUAACUUGGGUACGGACAAUGCUUUCCUGCUAUUGACACAAGCAAGGUUGUUCGAUGAGCCGCAACUAGCUGCGCUCUGCUUGGAAAUGAUAGAUAAGAAUACAGCUGAUGCUUUAAACGCUGAAGGCUUUACUGAUAUUGAUCAAGAUACCUUGAAUGCAGUUUUAGAAAGGGACACCCUACGCAUCAGAGAAGCCAAAAUAUUCUCAGCGGUACUGCGCUGGUCAGAAGCCGAGUGCAUCCGAAGACAACUCCCCGUAACUCCUACCAACCAACGCACAUCACUCGGACGAGCCUUCAACGCUAUCCGCUUUCCUCUUAUGUCCGUUGAAGAAUUUGCAAUGGGCCCCGCACAGAGUGGUCUACUUGACGACCGAGAAAUUGUUCAAUUGUUUCUUUAUUUUACCGUAAACCCUAAACCUAAUGUUGGGUUUCUAGACACACCGAGAUGUUGUAUGACAGGGAAGGAGUUAACGGUGAACAGGUUUCCGCAGACGGAGUCACGAUGGGGUUACAGUGGGACCACUGAUCGGAUUAGGUUUACGGUGGACCAAAGAAUAUUUGUAGUCGGUUUUGGAUUGUAUGGAUCGUACUUCGGGCCGACGGAGUAUGAAGUACAUCUUCAGAUAAUCCACCUAGCAACGAAGAAGGUAUGCGGCUCGAACACAACGACGUUUUGCUGCGACGGCACCGACGACACUUUCCGCGCCAUGUUCAAGGAGCCCGUCGAGAUACUGCCCAACACUUCCUACAUAGCCAGCGCUAAACUCAAGGGCACGGAUUCGUACUACGGCACCAAAGGUCUCCGUCGCGUGACGGUCGACUGCAAUAACGGGGAAAAGGUAGUGUUCCAAUUCUCGUACGCGGCCGGAAACAACAACGGUACCUCCGUCGAGGACGGACAGAUACCCGCCAUCAUAUUCUACAUAUAAACAGAGUGGUCAAUCCAC
Cydia amplana is the source of this 1733-nucleotide messenger RNA. Its product is annotated as BTB/POZ domain-containing protein 2-like. Gene Ontology annotation, cellular component: P-body; cytosol. Lineage: Eukaryota; Metazoa; Arthropoda; Insecta; Lepidoptera; Tortricidae. Gene Ontology annotation, biological process: neurogenesis. Gene Ontology annotation, molecular function: protein binding. The record is from RefSeq and is a predicted model, not a curated record. The transcript is spliced from 4 exons. The coding region runs from base 192 to 1715 and encodes 507 amino acids.